Messenger RNA from Penicillium samsonianum, 1800 nucleotides. Its product is annotated as CocE/NonD family hydrolase. The record is from RefSeq and is a predicted model, not a curated record. The transcript is spliced from 7 exons. NCBI's taxonomy places the organism in Eukaryota, Fungi, Ascomycota, Eurotiomycetes, Eurotiales, Aspergillaceae. Bases 1 to 1800 code for a protein of 599 amino acids. Gene Ontology annotation, molecular function: dipeptidyl-peptidase activity.
AUGACCGGACCAAAACUUGACUUUGGGGGAUUUCCUAUCCCAUGGACACCUACGAACCGUCCUGAAGAUGAGACAAACAUGAAUCCCUACAGGAAGCAGACUAGAAACACUAGUAGACUUCCCGUGGGCUGGAAAUUUGCGGAGGGCAGGCGUGCCCUCCACGAAGAAACUCUCUUUGAUGAAGUGGUCGAGAUUCCGCUUAGAGACGGAGUGAAGAUCUACUGUGACAUUUUCAGGCCAGUCACAGAUACCAAAAUCCCGGCCAUAUUGGCCGUGAGCCCGUACGGUAAAUAUGGACACGGAUUCCGCAUCUUUGACAAUAUUCCUUUCCGACUCGGACUACCAGAGAGCGCCACAUCUGGUCUAGAGAAAUUUGAAGGCCCCGAUCCUGCCGAGUGGUGCCCUCGGGGCUAUGCAAUUGUCAAUGUAGACAUACGUGGCACUUGGGAUAGUGAAGGUGAUCUUUAUAUCGAGGGAAGCCAGAUGGGUUUGGACGGCUAUGACACGGUCGAAUUCAUCGCAUCUCAGCCUUGGUGCAAUGGUUCUGUUAGCAUGUGUGGGAAUUCCUGGCUAGCAACGGAGCAGUGGGCAACCGCUAUCGAGAGACCACCGUCACUCAAGUGCAUAGCGCCCUGGGAAGGAUUCACGGAUAAGUAUCGCGACUUGAUCUGUCGCGGUGGUGUUCCUAAGGGCAACUUUGCUUCAUUCAUCUUCAACAAAACGAUUCGUGGCCGCAAUCGUCGUGAGGACAUUGGCGAAGCGCUCAAUAAAUGGCCCCUUUUUAAUGGCUACUGGGAGGAUAAAGUCUACGACACCAGUGGUCUGACUCUACCGAUCUACGCACUUGCUAGCUAUUCUUCGGGAAAUCAUGGAUCUGGUACCGUGAGAGGCUGGGACCGGGCCGCUUCGAAAGAUAAAUGGAUCCGCUUUCAUCCGACACAGGAGUGGUUUGAUCUUUACACACCUAGGUACAUUGACGACCUGCAGCGGUUCUUUGAUCGGUACAUGAUGAACAUUGACAAUGGGUGGGAGAAAACUCCCAGGGCUAGGGUGUCCAUUCUCACGUAUGGGAAUCGUUUUGAGCCUGGACCGAAAUGGGACGUGCCAUUCGCUGACUACCCAGUUCCGUCGACCGAGUAUCGUAAACUCUACCUUCAGGGCUCUGGGAAGUUGGCCACCUCACCGGAAGCCAACGAGAGCUUCAUCGCCCAUCACGUGAACAGCUACCAAGCAAAACCGUCUGAAUUUGUGCUCAUCCUCGACAAAGCGACCACUCUUGUUGGUCAUUCAAAGGCGGAACUUUGGAUGUCUUGCAAAGACAAGGACGACAUGGAUGUCUAUGUGUCUAUCCGCAAGCUGAGCAAGAGCGGCGAAGUGUUAGAACACGUGAAUGUUCCCUGGGAAUCUCUGCCGGAAGGGAUAAACACGCAACACGAUGUUCCGAUGGCACAGACUGUCAAGUAUACCGGACCGACAGGCAUUCUCCGGGCUUCGCAUCGCGCCCAGGUUCCGGAACGGAGCACUGCCAUGAUUCCCUACCACCCACAUGACAAGGAAGAAAAGGUACACCCAGGCGAAGUCGUCAAGCUCGAAAUUUCUCUUUGGCCUAUGGGCAUCCACUUCGAAGCCGGGGAGAGUCUACUAUUCCGCGUCCAAGGCUUCAUUGAUACGAGCUCGGAUUUCCCCAGCCACAUCGAGAAGAAACUCGACAAUCUGAAUGAAGGGCGGCAUACAAUCCACUUCGGUGGGAAGUAUGACUCAAAGGUCAUCGUGCCUGUUAUUACACUACCAGCACAAUAG